This is a messenger RNA of Histoplasma mississippiense, 507 nucleotides long. RefSeq lists its product with no specific name. The record is from RefSeq and is a predicted model, not a curated record. Gene Ontology annotation, biological process: sterol biosynthetic process. The transcript is spliced from 2 exons. NCBI's taxonomy places the organism in Eukaryota, Fungi, Ascomycota, Eurotiomycetes, Onygenales, Ajellomycetaceae. Gene Ontology annotation, cellular component: endoplasmic reticulum. Bases 1 to 507 code for a protein of 168 amino acids.
AUGAAUGGGAGCGGGGGUGGGAGUGGGGUUGUGCGCGCGAAUGGGAAUGGGAAGGUACCCGUGCAGGUGGACAGGGAGCAAUUGAAGGAUUCGGGAUCCAUAGCGGCCGAUUGGAAUCAGGUUGUCAGGAGCAUCGGUGCGUUUGUGGGGAUUGCGUUUGCGAUUCGCAAACUCCCCUGGCAAUCAACUCUCCAAGUCUCCCUAACCCUCGCGCUCGUCAACCCGUUCCUCUGGUACCUCAUCGACCGCUCAAAGCCAGGUUUCAUGCUCUCCACCGCCGUCGGCUUGCUGGGCAUGGUCACGCUACUGGGCAUCAAUCCGGACGUCGUGCAGGGCCUGACGGUGAAUGCAGCUGAAUCCGCUGCUGCCGGUAAUGGUUCAGGGAUACUCUCGUUCGCGUCCCAGGAGAGCAUUGCGGUAGGGACAUGGAUUGCCAGUGUAUUGUUCUGCAGUUGUGUUUGUUUUGGGAAUAUUGGGCGCCGGUUGGCGGUUGGUUGGGAGAGCUGA